Monomorium pharaonis (pharaoh ant) is the source of this 3725-nucleotide messenger RNA. It is a transcript of the gene csul, whose product is annotated as protein arginine N-methyltransferase 5. The record is from RefSeq and is a predicted model, not a curated record. Lineage: Eukaryota; Metazoa; Arthropoda; Insecta; Hymenoptera; Formicidae. The transcript is spliced from 12 exons. Bases 209 to 2077 code for a protein of 622 amino acids. Gene Ontology annotation, cellular component: cytosol; nucleus. Gene Ontology annotation, biological process: peptidyl-arginine N-methylation; regulation of DNA-templated transcription.
CGCUCGCAUGAAAUUGCACCUUAAUGCAACCGUUGUAUGAAACAUAACCUUAUGCUUGUGUUGCACGUGUAAUUUUAUUUAUUAAUCGUAUUAUAUUAAGUAUUAAAUCAUUGACCAUUUAAUAUGAAGUGUAGGAGUUGAAAAAAAUCACAUUUAUCACGUAAUUUAUUCGGAAAUAUUUCGAAAAAAAAAAAAAUUUUACAUUACAAUGACAAAUCAGCGAGUAGUCUCUUGUGGGUUAGAUUUCUGCUGUGCUGUAAAACUAAAUGACUGUUUAGCUUAUGCAAGUGAGUCAAAGUAUGAUUUUAUUUGUGUUCCUUUGGUUCAUCCUUUAUUUAAGAGAGAAUUUAUUUCUGGCGCUGCCAAAAAUCGUCCAGGACCAUUUACUAGACCUGACUUAAUUUUAUGUAGUUCGGAUUGGAAUAAUUUAGUAAUUGGAAAGUUUUCAUCACUUAUCAAUGUUGACUCGACUAAUCCAAUUGUUAGAAAGAAUAGUGAAGAAGCCUUGAUUCAGGAAUUAGGAUUGGCUAGCCAUUUUGGUUUAUCAGGUGUGACUUUUAAAUUAAGAGGUGGAGUCAACAAAAAUGUAAAUCUUGCAAGGAUAAUUUCUGACAAAAUAACAAAUAACAAUUGUACUUUCCAGGUAUGGAUACAAGUUCCUAUGGACAAUCCAAUUAAGCAAACCUAUUCUUAUAGAACAGAGGAUUGUCCAGAAGAAGAGACUCCAUGGGAAUGGUGGAAUACUUUUAGAAUAAUAUGUGAUUAUAAUAAAAAAUUAGGAGUUGCGUUAAUUGUCAGUCCUGACUUGCCUGAUGAGGAUGAGAUUAAUAGAUGGCUCGGAGAACCAGUGAGAUGUUUAAUUUUGCCAACAACAUUAUUUUUAACAAAUAAAAAAGGGUAUCCAGUACUGAGUAAAGCACAUCAAGUGGUAGUAAAAAGAUUUGCUGCAUUAGAAGUACAGUUCAUCUUAACAGGCGCGUCACGUUAUCAAAGUAUUAGUUAUUAUCAUAAUUACCUUGAUUAUCUAUGGAAGGGAUGCCAAAGUGAUGGAACAGUAGAAAAAUUUGCUCGAGGAUAUGAAGAUUAUCUGCAAUGUCCAUUGCAACCACUCAUGGAUAAUCUUGAGUCACAAACUUAUGAAAUAUUUGAGAAGGAUCCUAUAAAGUAUCGUGAAUAUCAGAGUGCUACAUAUGAAGCUAUUAAAGCAAUAAUAUUCAAAAUGGAGGAAAAAAGGACAAUAGUCAUUAUGGUUGUUGGUGCUGGAAGAGGUCCACUUGUAACUGCAUCUCUGAAUGCCGCGGAAAUGGCUUAUCAAGAAGUGAAAAUAUAUGCAGUAGAAAAAAAUCCUAAUGCCGUGAUAACUUUACAGGCCCUUCAAAGAGAGAUCUGGAAAGAAAAAGUUACAGUGAUAUCGUGUGAUAUGAGAGAAUGGAAUCCUCCAGAAAAAGCUGAUAUUAUUGUAUCUGAAUUACUUGGAUCUUUUGGCGAUAACGAAUUGUCCCCAGAAUGUUUAGAUAAUGUUCUUAAGUUCUUAAGAGAUGAUGGAAUUAACAUACCACAAUCAUACACAUCAUACAUAGCUCCUAUGCAAUCCUCUAAACUGUACAAUGAAGUAAGACAACUUAGAGAUAAAGAUAAACAUCCGUUAGCUCAUUUUGAAACUCCAUACGUAGUACAUCUUCAAAAUAAAUACGAUAUAGCAAACCCGAAACCACUUUUUACAUUCAAACAUCCAAAUACAGACGCUGUUAUUGAUAAUUCGAGAUAUGAGAUCAAGACUUUUCAAGUAGAUCAGAACUGCAUAUUACAUGGAUUUUCAGGAUAUUUCUCAGCAGUUUUGUAUGAACAUAUUACAUUGAGCAUCGAACCUAGUACCUAUAGUCAAGAUAUGUUUAGUUGGUUUCCUAUCUUCUUUCCACUUAAGGAACCAAUACAAUUGAAGGCAGGAGAUGAAAUAGUAGUUCAUUUCUGGCGCAGAUAUGAUUCUAAGAAAGUGUGGUACGAAUGGUGUCUCAGUAAACCCAUUCCCGUCUCAAUUCAUAAUUCAACUGGGCGUUCUUCCACUAUCGGAUUAUAAUGUAAUGAUUCUGUGAUCUGCGAUUAUUCCUUAUUUAGUUUAGAACUUCUUAAUUAUGUAUACGAUAUUAUGAUUAGAUUAUUAAGCAUCAACUAGUAUAGUUGAAUUUUUUUUAGGGAUAUUUAAACGGUAUUAAAUAUCCGAAUAUUUUUGCAUUAAUUUUAUUUCAAAUUGUUUAAAUUACUGGACGCAUUAAUACAAGUUAGUGUGAUUAGAAGUUUCAAUGACUUGAUAUAACGUAAAAUUAAUAUAAAUUUUUUAUUUACAUAUAUGACGCAACAAACAUUUAUUCUGAAACAAAUGUUUAUUUUAGCGUUAUUCAAAUGUUUGUUUCACUUGUGUUUUAAAGAUAUACACAAAUAUAAUUCUUGUCAUCCAAUAUUUAUUUAUCAUUAAAUAAUAAUCAAUGAUAAUGCACAACAAUGAAUAAUAGAACUCGUACGUAGUUGCAUAAGAAAUAUGUGAAUAUUUCCUUGCAAAUGGUUUUUUAUGUAAUCAUGGAUCUCUUAAUAUGAUGCUGAUGUCUGAGGUCACUGAUAAUCAAUGAGGUCUUUGAUAUGGUAGAAUUUUGAUAACUGUAUUAUUAGAUGUUCUUGGAGCGUACUGUUAAUGUCUUUUUAAACGCACGUGAUUCGGAAAACAUCUAAAUUCUACAUAUAAGAUUGGCGUUAAAUGCAUAUUAUCUACAAUAAUAAAUAUAUAUGUAUUCUUUAUAAUGAAUGUUAUGUAAUGACAAAUAAUUUUUCAAUUUUUUAUAUAAAUACCUCUGAUUUAUUUAAAAUCUUUCUAAAAUAAUUAUCCUAUCAGACUCUAUAUAUUAUGUGUGUAAAUUAAGUUACCUUAUAUUUCAUUAUAUAUUUCAUUAUAAUUUAAAAAAAAAACAUGAAAAAGAGCAAAAGAUACAUGUACUAUUUACAGAUGUAGAUAAUAUUGCUCAUGAUUCAUGGGACCAAAGUAUUUAUAAGAAAUGCUUAUAUUUUCUCUCAUUUAAUUCUAGACAUUUGAUUUGGUACAAAAUCAAAAAACACUUAAUCUCAAAUAUAAAUUACAAAUAAUUAAAUAAUAAAGCUUUAGAUAACUAUUAUGAAAUGAAAUAAGAUAAAACUCAUCUUAAUGUAAAUUAAAAAUAAUUAUGCAAGAUAGAAGCAAUUGAUCUUUUCUAAAAUGUACAAGAAUGUGAUUUAAUGUGAAAAAUUUAGCUGCGUUAAGAAUGUAAUUUGAAAGAACAAUGAUUUUUAUUUGAUAAAAAACAUUGGAUUUUAUUGUUUUUUUAUAAGUCAAAAAAUUAUGUGUGCAGUUUUUAAAGUUAUUUUUAUAUUAUCUAAUAGUGCUCAAUUAGAACAAAUAUAAUUUUAAAAUUGAGUCUCUCUGUGGAUCUCUAAUGUAAAAUUUAUAUAUAUUAUUUAUUUUAAGAAAUUGCACAUUUCAAUUUAUGUUAAUUCGUGCAGUCCGAAAAUAUUAUUCUCCAGACUAUGAUUUAACAAGUAGCACAUCUAAAUACUGACGAUGCUGGUUGAUAGCAGAAAUAUAAAAUUAAUUUGAUUGCUCAAAGACUGGAGGUUGUUUUCUAUUUGUACUUGCGAUUGUUGUACGCUUAUAUUUGUUACGCAAUCAAUGUAUUUAGGGUUGAGAAAAGUAAACCAAGAUU